Adineta ricciae is the source of this 359-nucleotide messenger RNA. The record is from the annotation of a GenBank genome assembly. Lineage: Eukaryota; Metazoa; Rotifera; Eurotatoria; Adinetida; Adinetidae.
UUUUAUACAUUUUUUUUUUGUGUUUUUGAUCUGGUUUUGUGCUUAUUAUGAAAGUUUAUUGAUUUUUUUCAAGAUGUCCGAUUACGAAAUCACAAAAUUUGAGCUACGCGUAUUGCUCUGUCAUUAUUGGAGAAGCAAUUUGUGACGUUGAAGGUGAAGACAGGCCACGUUCCGGACGACCAACGAUUUUAGAUGAAGAAGACUUGCAAGCCGCUUUGGAUCUUGAGCCGUCAUCAAACACACUCGAAUUGGCUGAAGAACUUGGUGUCGAUCAAAAGACAGUUUGCAAUUAUCUCAAACAACUUGACUUUGUUCACAAAAAGCCACGACAAGAUUCACACGAGUUGACCGAAGCGUAA